UGAGGAGCCCACUGGCUUUAUUGGUGUAGAAAGUACUGAGGGAGCACAGCCAUUUGACCUAAGAGCAGACCCUUCUGCAUUGACUCUUGUUGGACUAACAGAUGAGCACAGAAACAGAAGAUGACUUUUAUCAGUCGGAAGAUGACCUGGAUGAAGAUGAGGCAACGCAAUAUAUAAUUGAGCAAAGUCUGAUCCAAUAUAGAAAACUCAAAGGAUUGAAUCCAAGUGAUCUAAAACCCAGUGAAGAUCCAGAUGAAAUUUUUAAAGCAAUCAAGGAAGGCGAUGAGUGUGCACUAAACAGACUUGUCGUGCAACCGGAGUGUCUGUCCAGAGUUGAUGAACGAGGAUGGAUCCCCCUCCAUGAAGCUGCAGUGCAGGAGAACAAAAACACAUUAGAGAUUAUCUUCUCAGCAUCACCCCCGGGUGCAGCCGAAUGUCGUACUCUAAAGGGUGAGACGCCACUAUUUCUGGCUGUGGUCCAUGGACUCAGAGGGAAUGCUACAUUCCUGUUACAGAAUGGUUGUAGCCCAGACAUUCAGAACGAUGAGCAGGAUUCUCCGUUAGUAGCAGCUAUUCUGAAUGACCAGUAUGACUUGGCCACACUACUGCUUAGGUACCAGGCCAAAAUAGACCAAACAGGACCACUAAACAGGACAGCUCUACAUGAGUCUGCCUUUUUAGGUUUGGAGAACUUUGUGUAUCUGCUCCUGGAGUCUGGUGCCAACCCAAACGCAUCUGACAUUAAGAAGAAAACUCCACUGGCUCUGGCUGCACAGAAUGGACAUCUCAGUGUGGUGGAGGUUCUGUUACAGAAAGGAGCCCAUGUGUGGUGUGAAUCAGAGUCAGGUACGAUUUUGUUUGAUGCAGCAGCAUCAGGAAACCCUGACAUAAUCUCCUUGCUGCUAGACCACGGAGCAGAUCCCAACGUCCCUCUUUACAGUGGACACCUACCAAUUCACCGUGUGGCAUACCAUGGACACAGACUGGCACUGGAACUCCUCAUCCCAGUGACCAAGGUGCACGCUGUGAAGGAAAGUGGGAUGAGUCCACUCCAUUCUGCAGCUGCUGGGGGACACGCUCAAUGUGUAGAGAUACUGCUCAAAGCUGGCCACGACCCAAACUUCAUGCUGCACCCCAGGGUGCGCCGCAACUAUGAUGACGAGCGUAGGUCUGCACUCUUUUUUGCCGUGUCCAACAAUGAUCUUCAGUGCGCCCGCUUGCUGUUAGAGGCUGGGGCGAUGGUGAACCAGGAUCCUGUCAACUGUCUACAGGUGGCUCUUAGACAGGGCAACUAUGAAAUGAUCAACACCUUGUUGAAAUUUGGGGCAAAUGUCAACUACUACUCCCGUGUCAACACCACUCACUUCCCCUCGGCGCUGCAGUACGCUUUGAAGGACGAGGUUAUGUUGAGAAUGAUCCUGAACCAUGGCUAUGAUGUCAAUCGCUGCUUUGACUGCCCUUAUGGGAACAAUUCCCACGACUAUGCUCCCUGGACCACUGCAGUCAUCAAAGACAUGGUGUUCUGUGAGGUGAUAACAGUGUCCUGGCUCAAGCACAUAUCUGCCCAGGUGGUGCGCAUCAUGCUCGACUACACCGACCACGUCUCCUUCUGCACCAAACUUAAGGACACCUUGCAGGACGAGAAACAGUGGCCAGAAAUCUGUCAAGUCCAAAGAAAUGCAAGGAGCCUGAAGCACCUGUGUCGGUUGCGCAUAAGGGAGCAUCUCAAUCGUCUGCGGUUGAGAGCUCCAGUUUUUAUCAACUUCCUUCCUCUUCCUCCAAGGCUGAAAGAUUACCUACGCUACAAGGAGUUUGAUGUUUACAGCAGAGGCAGCAUGGUCGCCCCCUAAUGAAAUCACAUUCGCAGAUGUCACAGAGACUAAUGAGUAUCCGUUGGCUUUCUGCCUUGUGUUAUGUGUUUUGAAAGUGACAUGUUUGCUGUACACAGAAAAACAUAAAUGUAGCAUGAAAUGUUUUAUUAAGUAAGCAUUCUUUUUACACGGGGAAUUAAGUUUUUGUAUUUACAACACACAGAAUCUCUACAACAGUAAGGACGUCAUAAUUGGAAAUAAUAACAGGUAGAUCAAGAGCGGGGUCAUUCUUGAUCAGAACCACACAUCUGUGACACAUGGACUUAAUGAGGUUGUUGAUGCCACUUGUGGGAUAUUUUCCCACUCUUCCCGAAGGGCUUGGUGAUGUUGGUGGACAUUUUCGGGGACAGGAUCAAGCAAUGUCCCUUUCUCAUGUGGCAGAUUGUCUGUCACACCAUGCUGAUGUUAGAUUAGAUGACAAAUGGUGGAGUUGUGGACACCUAACUGUUGUACCAGCAUCCUGCAUGCCAAUAAACUGCCUCAUCAUAUGUGGCAUCGUGUAUUUGAAAUAAAGCUGCAUUUUAAGAUGGCCUUUUAUAAACACUGGUCAAA
Messenger RNA from Stegastes partitus (bicolor damselfish), 2423 nucleotides. RefSeq names its product ankyrin repeat and SOCS box containing 14b (gene asb14b). Gene Ontology annotation, molecular function: protein binding. Gene Ontology annotation, cellular component: cytoplasm. The record is from RefSeq and is a predicted model, not a curated record. The transcript has 10 exons. Gene Ontology annotation, biological process: intracellular signal transduction. NCBI's taxonomy places the organism in Eukaryota, Metazoa, Chordata, Actinopteri, Pomacentridae. Bases 102 to 1850 code for a protein of 582 amino acids.